UCGCGCGCGCGGAUGUCGCCUGACCGACCUGACGUUGGUCGAAGAUGGCGGCGAAUGGCGGCGUACGUCUCCUGCUCGUAGGAGUUUUAUGUACUUUUCUCUUGAAACUAUGCAAUGGCGCGGCGACGGACAUCAAAUUGGACGCCAAGGCUCAGCUGUUGCACCGGCUCGACAGUCUCAAUCUCCUGCUCUAUACCUUCCUAUUGAUUUUAACCGUUUUAACAAUAUGGAUGUUCAAGCACCGCCGCUUGAGGUUCCUCCAUGAAACUGGUCUGGCUGUCAUUUACGGCUUAAUCAUAGGAGCGAUAAUACGUUAUGGUUUCACAACGAGCAGCACUAUUCUGCAUAUGCCGGUGGUUCCAGAUAAUUCUAGCAAAUACAAUCAGUCUGUACCACCGGACACGUUAUGGUUACGUUUCCCGGAAGAUAAGGGUGGCGGUGUCGUGAAGAACAAAACAUUCGCGUAUUCGUUUCGUGGCGAAAUUUACAAGGAAGAUAAUGAAAUCGAUUUAAAGGCAACUUUUGAUCCUGAAAUAUUUUUCAAUAUCAUCUUGCCUCCCAUUAUCUUUCAUGCUGGAUAUAGUUUAAAGCGUAGAUACUUCUUCAGAAAUUUAGGUGCAAUUCUCAUGUAUGCUUUGAUAGGAACCUCUAUAUCAGCUUUUGUUAUUGGAGCUCUGAUGUAUGCUUUUGUACAAUUGAUACCACAUCUCUCCACGUCGUUCACAUUUCUGGAUACCCUAUACUUUGGCGCUCUAAUAUCGCCUACGGAUCCUCUGACAAUAAUAUCCAUCUUCAACGACCUACAUGUAGACGUUAAUCUGUAUGCUUUGGUAUUCGGCGAGAGUGUAUUGAACGAUGCGGUUGCCAUUGUACUUAGUGGCUCAAUACAAAACUACGCAGAACGAUAUCAAUCGGGAUCAGGUGGUUUCGAAACCGUGGCGUUCUUCCAGGCGUUCGGAGAUUUCGUUGAAAUAUUUAGUUUGUCUCUCUUUAUCGGUGCUACGAUGGGAUGCAUCACUGCAUUAUUGACCAAGUUUACCAGGGUUCGAGACUUUCCUCUCUUAGAGUCAGCAUUAUUCGUUUUAAUGUCAUAUAGUACAUUUUUAAUCGCCGAAGCUACCGAUCUUACAGGCGUGGUUGCUGUUCUCUUCUGUGGAAUAUGCCAGGCUCAUUACACAUACAACAACCUGAGUCUGGACUCGCGUCAGCGUACAAAACAACUGUUCGAGCUGUUAAAUUUCUUAGCCGAGAAUUUCAUAUUUAGUUACAUCGGCGUCUCGAUGUUUACCUUCCCAAAACAUCAUUUCGAUCCUGGCUUUAUUUUCGCGGGAUUUCUAUGCGCGUUAUUGGGUCGCGCGGCUAAUGUUUAUCCGUUAUCCUUCAUAUUGAAUCUGGCGCGAAAGCCGAAGAUAUCAUUAAACUAUCAGCACAUGCUGUUCUUCGCAGGAUUGCGUGGCGCCAUGAGCUUCGCUCUCGCCAUUAGGAACACCGUGUCGGACGCCAGGCAAGCUAUGUUGACCACGACUAGCUUAAUUGUUAUAUUGACGGUUAUUCUACAAGGAGGUGCAACAACGCAAUUUUUAAGCUGGUUCAAUAUUCCAGUCGGAGUAGAUGAAGAAAUAGAAGGACUUUCUCAUAAUGGAACGCGUAGUUCUGGCGGCGAGGGUGGCUACUGUGAUCUGGACAUACAUAGGGGAAGAAGUCCGCCGUAUAAUUCUAUGCAGGACGGAUCGUUACCAGGCGGCGGUAGUAGCAGUGGUGGUAUCGCUGGCACGAAACCUAACGAAAAGGCAUUGCUCGCGAGAAUUUGGGGCGAUUUCGAUACCAAAUACAUGAAGCCCUUAUUAACGCAUUCCAGGCCUACGUUAUUAGAAACGUUGCCGGUCUGUUGUAGUCCGCUAGCAAGAAUUCUCACAACCACGCAACAAAUGACGCAGGACGAGGUUGCGAGGAAGGUCGAUUCAGAUUCAGACUUCUGCUUGGAAGAUCGCGAGAUGGAACGACGCAGGACCAGCGUUCAGCCGACGAGUGUCAGGAGCUCUGCACGUAGAUCGCAGUUGUGAACAUGAUAUUUUUAAGAUUUUUGGCGUUUUAAGAUUUAUUUUAAGGUCCCAACAUUAUAUGUUUUAUAUAAUUGUUGCCGGUAAUCUGUCCAUGUAUCUAUGUUUAAAUAUUGAGUUAAGCGUUAACUUAUGUAUGUAAGACAUAUUUCCUGAAUGGUUGUUAAGUUAAAAAAAAAAUCUGACGUUAAGGAAUUUUUAUCAGAUUUAAUUCCUUCAAGUCUCGCUAAGAUAAUUCUGGUAGUGAUAUUACGGGCUCGUACAUUUACUUUUGUAUUAAUGUAACUGUUACUUAUAAUUUGAUAACGAAGUCAAUGUUGCAGAUGACGCAAUGUAAUUUCCAGGCGUGAUACUUUAGACAACGAAACCAUAAUCGUUGCUUAGUCGAUUGUUGUCAUUUUUUUUUCUUUUUUUAAAAUAAAAAUACGCAAUAUUACUUAUCAACAGAUUAUUCUUAUAAAGAAUAAAUUACACACGUAUAUACAAGUAAGAAAUCGACAAAAUUGUGCUUUCUGCUGGCAAAUUAGCAUCUUUUAGUAGUUUUUUUGUAAAUAGAGAGUUAGACAAGUUUUAUUUUUUCUGGCUUCGUGAGUUAGAUUCACUUUGAAGCUGGGUUUUGAUUCGAAGUAAAUUCUAGGCCUAUCUCGAUGACACAAUCAGCCAAUCCGUUCUGUAAAUAACAUUACAAUCUCAGCUCGUGUCCGCGAUAUACGUAAAAGUUGUCUGAUGCGCCAGAUUGAACGUAAACGAUUAAUCGAUUAAUGUCAAACGGCUUACAUGUGAGAGAAAAUAUGGUUCUGGAGUCGAUUCUUGAUGUGUGUUUAAUACUUUGUGGGACAGCUGGGAACCGUGAUGAUGAUGGGAGAAGUUAGUCCGGGACCACUACCGCUGCACACACGAGUCGCCCUGCCCGGUCUGGUCGGUAGACACUUAUAAAAUCUUUC
Atta colombica is the source of this 3004-nucleotide messenger RNA. It is a transcript of the gene Nhe3, whose product is annotated as sodium/hydrogen exchanger 7. The coding region runs from base 45 to 2063 and encodes 672 amino acids. NCBI's taxonomy places the organism in Eukaryota, Metazoa, Arthropoda, Insecta, Hymenoptera, Formicidae. Gene Ontology annotation, cellular component: recycling endosome; membrane. Gene Ontology annotation, biological process: proton transmembrane transport; regulation of pH; sodium ion transport. The transcript has 13 exons. The record is from RefSeq and is a predicted model, not a curated record. Gene Ontology annotation, molecular function: sodium:proton antiporter activity.